AUGGGUCCACAAAAUGCACUCAUUCCAGUGAUCCCAGUUCAACUUGGUGAAUCUACAACGUUCACAUGUGAUCUGUCUAAUACUAAUAUUAACCAAGUGGAAGUCAGCUGGUACAAGCAGAGUGUUGGAGAUAAUCUGAAACUAAUUGUGAAUCAGCAAAUACAUACAACACCUCAGUUUGCACCAGAGUUUUCUAACUCAAGAUGGAAAGUUAAUAUUCAUGAUGAUUUCAUAAACCUGACUAUUUUGAGGACAAUCCAAGAAGACGAAGGAAUCUAUCACUGUGCAUUGACUGCAUUGUAUGGCUUGGCAUCUAAAUGGAGUGGGACAUAUUUGAUCGUAAAAGGACACAGUCACAAGACAUCAGACUACACUGUUGUUCAGCAGACGACAGAAUCAGAUUCAGACCAUCCAGGAGAAUCAGAGACUCUCCAGUGUUCAGUCUUGUCUGACUCUGAGAACAAAACAUGUUCAGGAGAUCUGAGUGUGUUCUGGUUCAGAACUGGAUCAGAUGAAUCUCAUCCAGACAUCAUCUAUGCUGAUGGAAACAGACAUGAUGGAUGUGAGAAGAGAUCUGACACUCAGAAGAGCUGUGUUUAUCACUUCUCUAAGACCUUCAGCUCCUCUGAUGCUGGGACUUACUACUGUGCUGUGGCCACAUGUGGACAGAUACUGUUUGGAAAUGGAACCACGCUGACUAAUCAAGGAUGCAGCACCUUGUUAUUAGUUAUUGUUCUGCUGUGCGCCUUUGUGGCUCUAAGUCUCAUUGUUAUAGCCGUCCUCGUUUACAGCAUCAAGGAAAACAACUGUGAUUGUGGCAAAGGAUUUGAGCUCCUUCUGUAA
This is a messenger RNA of Stegastes partitus (bicolor damselfish), 843 nucleotides long. RefSeq lists its product as uncharacterized. The coding region runs from base 1 to 843 and encodes 280 amino acids. Gene Ontology annotation, biological process: response to bacterium. The transcript is spliced from 5 exons. NCBI's taxonomy places the organism in Eukaryota, Metazoa, Chordata, Actinopteri, Pomacentridae. The record is from RefSeq and is a predicted model, not a curated record.